Hemibagrus wyckioides is the source of this 2477-nucleotide messenger RNA. RefSeq names its product GRAM domain-containing protein 2B (gene gramd2b). Lineage: Eukaryota; Metazoa; Chordata; Actinopteri; Siluriformes; Bagridae. The transcript has 13 exons. Bases 87 to 1241 code for a protein of 384 amino acids. The record is from RefSeq and is a predicted model, not a curated record.
CUCCCCUCUGACUAAAAUCUGAGAACACAGAUGGUGCUUUGCAAAUAAUUUCAUCAAAGGAGAAGAAUUAUUUCAGACAUUUUUAAAUGGAAAAACCUUUUAGUUGUGAUGACUCAGGACUCAGAAGCAGCAGCAAUACUGACAGACCAACAUGUUCUGUUUUACCCAGUCAACUGAAUGAGCAUGUGUUACAGUGUCAUAAUUCUGAAAAUGGGAGAGAGAACUCGAGGAGAAUAAUAAAAUCAAACAUGUCCAUGUCAAUGGACGCUCAAUCGGAAAUCUUGGAAAGGAGAGGAAAACCAAUACUAAUUAGGUCCAAAACAUUUGAUCCCUCAUUAUUGUCACAUGUCCAAAGUGACACUGAGCCAAAGAUUGAAAGAAAGAAGCAACAGAGCUGCCAUUUUCAUCGAGCAAAUACCCAAUACCACAAACUUUUUAAAGAUAUUAGUGAAAAUGAGUUGCUGAAACAAAGUUACACAUGUGCAUUGCAGAAAGAUAUUCUUUAUCAAGGGAAACUUUUUGUGUCUGACAACUGGGUCUGUUUCCACUCCAAAGUCUUUGGUAAAGACACCAAGAUUGCCAUUCCAGUUAUAUCUGUAUCAGUAAUAAAGAAAACUAAAACUGCAAUCUUGGUACCAAAUGCAUUGAUUAUUGCCACAGCACAUGAAAGGUAUGUUUUUGUGUCAUUCCUGUCCCGAGACACAACAUACAAGGUUUUGAUGUCAGUGUGCUCCCAUCUGGAUGACAAGUUUCUGGGAAACAGUCCUGUUCAUUCUGCAGAUGGCAAUUAUACAGUGUCACCUUCCACACUUCCCAUGAAUUUCUCGGCAGAUCUGUCAGACUUGGAUGGCCCAGUGGACCAAAGCAGACAAGAAAUCGGCUUCAGCAGUAGCUCAGACUCUCCAGAUUCACCAUUGUAUAAGAAAAUGCCAGAACACAAACGGAAUGUUUAUAGCAGUAAAACACAGAGACCAAGCUUGUUUAAUGUUCUUCUGAUGGUUUACCUAUUUCUAAUCUGCAUUUUGAUUCUGUCUUCAUGUUACAUGGCUUUCAAGAUCAUAUCUUUGGAAAAGAGGCUAAACUCUAUAGGCUCUAUGGCUGAAUUUACACAUAGUGGAGAUGAAUACAACUGCAUAUACUCUGAGGAUACUUCUAGCAUCUACUCUGCUGUGUCCAUUAACCUUGUGAAGCUGGAAAAGAUUCAGAGAGGCCUACAGAGACUAUUGGAUAAAACUCAGUGAUGUAAGAUCAUUCCUCAGAUCUCAGCCAUUACAAGGUGUUAAGGUCUUUACAAGGUGUAGCAGUCACUGUUACUGCAAAUCUUUGGCCAAGAUAAUAUUAUAGAACAUGGCCAUAAUAAAAACACAAAUAUAAAGCUCCAUUUUCUGCUAACAAUCCAUGGAUUACUUCUUACUCUAAGAAUAACACCCAAGUAGUAAUUCAGUUUGGUUUAUUUUUCUUUUGCUAUUCUCUUACUGAAAGCAUAGCAGAUGUGUGUUAAAAUGUGUACUUCCACAAAAAAUGUUUCAUAAGGUUUUGGUUGAAACCAGGGAAAUAUUUAUUUUGUCCUUGCAUCUGCUAGAGAAGAGCAAUGGUACACCAAAGUGCAUCUGAAAUUCCCACUGCAUCAUCAAAUUUAAAAUGUCUCACCUCUUUGCUGAACCAGUCCAUCCAUGUCAGUCCAGGCUCAGUCCUGAUCACGAUAAUGACAACUGGGUUUGGAAAAAGUCCUAUAAUAGUAAUGCAUCUAUCUAUAUCUGCAAAUACCAAUACAACUAAUGCAAGCUUUGGCUUGCUAGUAAGUUGUAAACCUGUAGCUAUAUGAAAAAUUGUAAAUGCAGCAUUCAAAUACAUUUGUGAAUUCAACACUAAUGGAAUUCAGAUUCAGUUAAAAUGCAUUGCAAGUGUAUGGAGAAAUGCUAAUACACAGUAUAAAAUGCUAAUAUAAUUACCGGUAACUUUUUUUUUUCUUCCAUUGAAUUGGUUUUCACAAAAUGUGCUUGAUAAAGAGAGAUAUAUUUUUGUACUGUGUUGCUGCUGCGGUAAAUAUACAUUUACCUGUAAUGUCAGUAUGUUGAUUGUUUCACGUCAAUGCCAGUAUCAGGGUCACACUAUAUCACUAGGAACACAACGCAUCCUACAAACAUGGUCACCACAAACUACAACACCCAGCACACAUGGACUCUGUCACGUUCACUUUCACCAUCCUUCUAAUCAUGCAUACCUGAACUCAGUCACACAAAAGUACACACACAACCUCACAGUUCACUGUAAAGUAUAUACUCAGUGUCUUUACCAAGCCUUUAAAUAUUGUGAUACUGAUAUACUAAGUAUUCUGUUUCUGUUCUGGUUUUUAAUGGUUUUAAAACUUGAUUUGUUCACAGUAUUUAAAAAUCACCCGACUAUUGCCUGUUUUGUGUUUGCCUCCUGAUUUGGAUUUGUUUUGAAGCUUGUUAAAUAAAGCUGUUUAUACCUGC